AUGCAAAACACUCCUUCCACAAGCUUCGAGCCUUUCUCCUCUCGAUCUCUCCCCAAACCAUCGCAUCAAAGAACGCUCUCCGUCGCCAAUACCCCGGGCGCAUCAAGAGAUUCGUCAUUGCAGAAAGUAUGGGCCGAUGAUUACUAUGCGGAGGACUUUGCUGGCGGAAUAGCUCUAUCAUUCGAACAAGGCAUCCCUUCUCCCCCUGCGCUCGCAGCCCUCCCUCGAAGCAUUCCUCUCUCUGCGGAAGAGGAACCACAACCAGCACGCCAACCUCGAACCCAUCAACGCUCACUUACCGACUUGCUGCCCUUUCGAACACCCCAUCCAAACUCGAAGUCUCCGGAGCGAAGUCCGGUGAAGCAGAGAAUCGAGGACGAAUUCAUGUCUACCCUUACGGGCGACCGAGACGGCAUGAUAAAGGUUGCUGAUAAAUCGAAAGGUGGGCUGGCCUCUUGGUUUACAGGAUCUUCUGCUCCAGUUGCUCUAGGCGUACCUGUUGGUGGAGAGGAGCUUCCACCUCCCCCCUCAAUGUCUUCUUCAAGGUCCACAUCCCCAGAACGUCAACCUGGGAAGCUCCAAAAACGGCCUACGCUGCAGACAAUGGAUUCCACAAGUAGUGUAAGCACGACGCAAUCGAAACCACAGACAUCGAGGUUCAACUUCUUCUCUCCAAAAACACCCAUCAAGAACACUAUCCAGCUCCCUGCAGACAUGAUGAAUGAUGACGAAUUCCUUUCCCUUGAUGUUACCCAGGCUCUCUUUCCACAAGGAAACGCCCAAGAUCCCUUCUCGCCAGCGUCAUUCAAGAAUCUUCUCAUGAAUGCAGAGGGAAUUUUGCUCAAGCUACAGACGGCAUAUAAACUUCGCACGCUAUCCCUCCAUGAACUCAGCGCGGACAAAUCCGCCAUCGAAGAGGAGCUAGAAGAAGCAUCAACCCGGGCAACAUGUCUGCGGACGCAACUUGAGGAUAUGGCUUCAAGAGUUUCAGAGCAAGAUGCCAAGGUUGCUGAUUUAACAGCACAACUCGAGAGAGAAAAACAGGCCAGGACAGCGGAGAAAGAAGCAAGGGAAAAAUCAAUUGCGCUGAUCCAAGCGAGUGCAAGAGAUUCAAGAAGCUACAAUGAGGUGCCCGACAUUUUGAGCGAGGAUCUUGGCAUAUCAAACGCGCAUGGGAAACAGAAGAAAUGGCGAGGCUCAGCUGAUCUCAGCACCGAAGGCGAUUCAGACACCGAAUCCGAAUCUGUAUUCUCACGUUCCCGCUCGCCAACUUUUACGACCGCCUCGGUUUCGACUAUGGCGAGCACCCCUGAAUUGGGACAGGCUGAGUUUACACGUACGGUUUCGAAUACAAAUCCGCCUUCACAGCGACCAAGACUAUCUUUGCAACAAAAGAGCACAUUCCAGAAGUUUUUACAGGGCAUUACACCAGCUGUUGUUGAGGAGGAUGAUAAGUUUGGUGGCAUUGGAAUGGGAGUCGAUGGAUGCACGAAUUGCCGGGGCAAAGAUGCAAGUGUUGCUUGGGAUACUGUCGGUUUACUACGCGCGGAGAACAAAGGUUUGAAAGAACAAGUAGGGAUAUUAGAAGGUGGGGUCGAUGGUGCUCUGGCGUUUUGCUACACAAUGUCUCAUUCUGAGUGA
Molecule: messenger RNA, 1641 nt
Organism: Lachnellula hyalina
Lineage: Eukaryota; Fungi; Ascomycota; Leotiomycetes; Helotiales; Lachnaceae
Exons: 3
Coding region: 1-1641 (546 amino acids)
Source: RefSeq, a predicted model, not a curated record